Messenger RNA from Elgaria multicarinata webbii, 2635 nucleotides. RefSeq names its product lanosterol synthase (gene LSS). The record is from RefSeq and is a predicted model, not a curated record. The transcript has 22 exons. Gene Ontology annotation, molecular function: lanosterol synthase activity. The coding region runs from base 23 to 2218 and encodes 731 amino acids. Gene Ontology annotation, biological process: cholesterol biosynthetic process; triterpenoid biosynthetic process. Gene Ontology annotation, cellular component: lipid droplet. Lineage: Eukaryota; Metazoa; Chordata; Lepidosauria; Squamata; Anguidae.
UCUGGCGCAGCGGAGCCACAGGAUGGAGGCGGCAUGUUUGCGGAGAAGAAGAGGUGGUCCAUAUAAAACAGAACCUGCUACGAACUUGACCUGCUGGCGUUUGAGCAACGAAGAAGGCCGUCAGCGGUGGCAAUAUCUGGCAGAUGACAGGGAGCCUUCUGGUUUGGAGGCUCACUCUCUAGGGUUGGACACAAGUAAAAUCUUCCCAGUUUUGCCUAAGGCCUGCACAGCACAGGAGGCAGCAAUAAAUGGGGUGUCGUUUUACUCUGGCCUACAAGCGGAGGAUGGCCAUUGGGCUGGGGACUACGGAGGACCUCUCUUUUUGUUGCCAGGUCUCCUGAUCACGUGCCAUAUUGCCAAGAUCCGAUUACCAGAAGAGAGCAAGAAGGAGAUGGUGCGCUACUUGCGAUCAGUACAGCUCCCAGAUGGAGGAUGGGGCCUGCAUGUUGAAGACACGUCCAAAGUAUUUUCUACUGCUCUCAACUACACAGCCAUGCGAAUCCUUGGGGUCAGUCCUGAUGACCCAGAUCUGUUGCGGGCUCGGAACAACCUCCAUAGCAAAGGUGGUGCUGUAGGAAUCCCUUCCUGGGGUAAAUUUUGGUUGGCUGUCUUGAAUGUCUACAGCUGGGAUGGAAUGAACACACUAUUUCCUGAGAUGUGGUUGCUUCCUUCAUGGAUGCCAGCCCAUCCUUCUACUCUUUGGUGUCACUGCCGUCAGGUUUAUCUGCCCAUGGCCUACUGCUAUGGCGCACGUCUCACCGCGGAAGAAGAUGAACUUGUCCUGAGCCUCCGACAGGAACUCUACAUACAAGACUAUUCCAGUAUUGACUGGCCUGCACAGAGAAAUAACGUGGCUUCAGAGGAUGUUUACACACCACACAGCUGGCUGCUUACAAUUGUCUAUGGAAUCAUCAACACCUACGAGAGAUUCCACAGCAAGAUUCUGAGACACCGAGCCAUGGAGGAGCUCUAUGACCACAUCAAGGCUGAUGACCGAUUCACCAAGUCCAUCAGCAUUGGCCCUAUCUCUAAAACGAUUAACAUGCUGGUGUGCUGGUAUGUGGAGGGAGACAAGUCUCCUGCUUUCCAAGAACAUGUCUCCAGAAUCCCUGACUACCUCUGGCUGGGACUGGAUGGCCUGAAGAUGCAGGGCACAAAUGGAUCCCAGCUUUGGGAUACAGCAUUUGCUGUCCAAGCUUUCCUGGAGGCUGGUGCCCAGAAAAACUCUGAAUUUACCUCCAGUCUGAUAAACGCUCACGAGUUCUUCAGAAUCACGCAGAUUCCUGAUAAUCCUCCUGAUUAUGAGAAGUACUACCGUCAGAUGAACAAGGGUGGAUUUCCCUUCAGUACUCGUGACUGUGGCUGGACAGUAGCUGACUGCACUGCGGAAGGGCUGAAGUCAGUGAUGCUACUGCAGGAGAAGUGCCCGUUCAUAAAGGACCACAUCCCACCUGGCCGCCUCUUCGAUGCUGUGAAUGUGUUGCUCAACAUGAAGAAUGCUGACGGUGGCUUUUCUACCUAUGAAACUAGGCGUGGGGGCUGGCUGCUGGAGCUGCUGAAUCCUUCGGAGGUGUUUGGUGAUAUCAUGAUAGAUUACACUUAUGUCGAGUGCACCUCAGCAGUGAUGCAGGCACUGAAGCAUUUCCACGAGCGUUUCCCUGAACAUAGGGCCCUGGAAGUCAGAGAUACCCUCCGGAAGGGCUUGCAGUACUGUCGGGGCGUGCAGAGAGCUGACGGCUCCUGGGAAGGGUGUUGGGGCGUGUGCUUUACUUAUGGCACAUGGUUUGCAUUGGAAGCAUUUGCAUGUAUGCAGCACACCUACCACAAUGGAGUGGCCUGUGGGGAGGUGUCCCGUGCUUGUGAGUUCUUGGUCUCCAAACAGAUGGAGGAUGGUGGUUGGGGAGAGGACUUUGAGUCUUGUGAACAGCGCAGAUACGUCCAGAGUACCACGUCGCAGAUCCACAACACCUGCUGGGCUCUUCUGGGGCUCAUGGCUGUCAGGUAUCCAGAUAUCAGAGUCCUGGAGAGUGGGAUCAAGGUUUUGAUUGACAAACAACUGCCUAAUGGGGACUGGCCUCAGGAGAACAUUUCCGGAGUAUUCAACAAGACCUGUGCCAUCAGCUAUACCUCCUACCGAAAUGUCUUCCCCAUCUGGACCCUGGGACGCUUUUCUCGUCUAUAUCCUGCCAGCCCUGUGGCUGGCAAUUCCUUGACCUGAGGCAUGAAAUAGUGGAGAGAAGGGACUGGCUGGAGGAAUGGCAGAUGGGCAUAGAUUGCCAUUCACCUCUUCCUAGGUGUGGAGCUGGUAGCCAAAGUGAACUGCCAGUCUCCCUGACGUUCUUUAUAUGUUUCUAAACUGCUGGGCUAUUCAAGGAUGACUGGAAGACUCUGUCUUAGGAAACCAGUAAGGAGGGAGGAUUGGUGGAAGGCGGUAAAAGCGUCUCCAGAUGGCUUGACGUCCUCUUGGUUCUUGCUGUGUUCAUACAUACUAAACAAGGAGUUCUCGCAGGUACAGUGUUUGUUUCCACACGUACAACCUGUGAGCUGGCUAACUUCCCUUAGCUGUAUGUAACAUGUAACUGAUGCUUACUUACUAGAGUCCUUUAACAUGACCCUAUUUUUUGCCGGUUCUGAA